AUGGCACUAGGUAGAAGCAUGAGCAGCACUGGCGCCGUUGCUCUUGGGUUGGUGCUAACCCUGUGCUUCGCAACCAGUGGUUUUAGCAAGACGGAGUGGAUAGUCGGAGGUCAAAAGGGAUGGACCUUUGGUGUUCAUGGCUGGGAGAGGAACAAGACCUUCUACCCUGGUGACGUGCUUGUGUUCAAGUAUAAUCCGAAGAUGCAUAACGCGAUGAUAGUGAAUAAAGAUUUUUUUUUGACUGGAAAUAGGGAUCUUUAUUGCAUGAUAGAAAUUCUCAAUGGUUCUGUCGGGGACGAUACAUAUACCUCUGGCUACGACAAGCUCGAGCUCAGUAGCCAAGGCCCGAUGUACGCCAUCAGCAGCAAACCUGGAGACUGUGAGGGUGGAAUGAAGCUUGAAGUUCACAUCACAACGCAUAGAUGAUCCAUCUAUAGGCUGUCUACUUGAUAUGCCUGUCUUUUUUUUAAUUAUAUUCCUCAAAUAAUGGAAGGAAAUCCAAAUUAUGUGCAUGCUCUUUGCCGAUCCGUUGUAAGACAUCUCUAAAAUUGAGCCGGCACCGCAGGUUGUGCGUGUAUUUCUUGUUUUGGCAAGUGGGCAAUUAUUCCGAAAGCAUAAUAUAUGUCACCAAAAUAAUUAUGAAUCCAGUAACUGAAGGUGAAGCCCGUUUUGCCUUGUCCAAGGAGCUAGAAGAGGUUGACGGAUCGUGCGAUAGAGAUUAAUCUUAUAGCUUCUAAUACUGCUCCUUGUUAGCGCCAUAAUGAUAUUCCACCUGGCUACCUCGGACUCGAAGAGAGCAAAAAAAAG
Triticum aestivum (bread wheat) is the source of this 807-nucleotide messenger RNA. Its product is annotated as basic blue protein-like. The coding region runs from base 1 to 426 and encodes 141 amino acids. Gene Ontology annotation, molecular function: electron transfer activity. The record is from RefSeq and is a predicted model, not a curated record. Gene Ontology annotation, cellular component: plasma membrane. NCBI's taxonomy places the organism in Eukaryota, Viridiplantae, Streptophyta, Magnoliopsida, Poales, Poaceae. The transcript has 3 exons.